AUGUUAUGUUAUGUUGAAGCAACAUCAAAAUUUUACAUUAAUAUAGUGCAAAGUUAUCUUUUGCUAGCGUUAAAUGUAUGUCGUGGUGCGCAAAUUAUAUUUAAUCGAAAUGUUUUUAUAAAAGAUCCUUAUUUAAUUAUUUUAAGUCAUUUUUUGAUUUAUAUAUUACCAGCACUUAAUAUCAUGAUACAGGUUCUUGCUAAUUGCACUAUAUUAUUGAAUACAUCAGGCGAAUCUUGCGAUAUAGUAUAUAGAUCUUUAGCUAUAGAGAUAUUUAAUAUAUUCAUCAUCUAUAUUAUUCCAGUUGCUUUGAAUCUUAUUGUCAUCACAUUUUGUAUUCGUCAUGUAAGUUCAGUAAAAGAUAUUCAUAGUCAACAAAUAAUUAACUUUCGUCGUAAACAUAAAAAAACUCUUCUAAUGCAAACAAUAAUAUUUUAUUCAAUAUGGCUUGUACUCUGGAGUCCAAAUGUCCUUGCUUUUCAAUUUAUUAAUGUUAAUACUGAAGCUGGCAUUUAUAUUUCUUUCCUUAAUUAUAUAGAAAUUGGAACUGAUCCGCUUUUUGUCGCUGUACUUGACAUUCGACUUUUUCAAUCAUGGAAAAUAACAUGGCGUAAAAUAAAAGGAUGUCGACGAAGAGCUAUUACUCCAGUGUUUCCAGCUACUGUUGAACAAAUCCAUUGA
Rotaria sp. Silwood2 is the source of this 681-nucleotide messenger RNA. NCBI's taxonomy places the organism in Eukaryota, Metazoa, Rotifera, Eurotatoria, Philodinida, Philodinidae. The record is from the annotation of a GenBank genome assembly.